This is a messenger RNA of Chaetomium strumarium, 713 nucleotides long. RefSeq lists its product as uncharacterized. The record is from RefSeq and is a predicted model, not a curated record. NCBI's taxonomy places the organism in Eukaryota, Fungi, Ascomycota, Sordariomycetes, Sordariales, Chaetomiaceae. Bases 195 to 659 code for a protein of 154 amino acids. The transcript has a single exon.
CUGUACGAUAGGACUAUGAAACGUGCUAAUUAUCAGCAAUGUGCGACCAGAGAGGACCUGAACAUCCAAGCGCAGUAUUCUAAGGUGGCUUUAAGCUACCUGAGCUGCCUAUGAAGCCACAAUUUGGUCUCAGCCAUAUGGUCUUAUUCCGUUUUAACUUUGCCGUAUCCUAAUCUCCUGACUUGGCAGUCAGGAUGGCACACGACCCCAGUACUUCAACUAUUCCGCAGUUCAGCACAGCGUCGGUCUUAGUCAACAUUCCUAAUCCGGAGCCGACAGAACUGCGGGUAUCUGAAGCACCACACGAUACGUCUGCUUUUGUCAUUCUUGCUGCUGCGUUGGGUAGCCUGGCUUUGGGGCUUUUCUUCCUCUGCUUGGCGAAGUGCGCCUUCGCCAACCCCGUGUUGCGCCAAAUUCGUCGCCAAAGGAGAGCGCAAGCCCCAGGACACAUAUUGCCGGUUUCAACAACCCCGUCCAGCUCCGACGUCACUCCGCUGGACCUAAACGAGGAAAACAGCGGCACAUCGACCGGGGAAGAUUGUCCGGUAUAUCCCACUCGUGUCUGGAUACCGGAGCGCCUAUUACGCAUAUAUUUUGGCCGCAUCCCGUGUAGGGUAACGGUCAAGGUGCGCCAUGUGGACGAGAUACAACGUCCUUGAACAGCAGGGUCCCUGAACCCACGCUAUCGGGCGUCGAAGGAGGUUGCGAUAACC